Rhagoletis pomonella (apple maggot) is the source of this 321-nucleotide messenger RNA. RefSeq lists its product as uncharacterized. NCBI's taxonomy places the organism in Eukaryota, Metazoa, Arthropoda, Insecta, Diptera, Tephritidae. The record is from RefSeq and is a predicted model, not a curated record. Bases 1 to 321 code for a protein of 106 amino acids. The transcript has a single exon. Gene Ontology annotation, molecular function: nucleic acid binding.
AUGGACAACAAUCAAAAAUUGUUAGCAGCUAUGGGUACGCAGUGGCAUUUUAUUAGCCCAAGCGCGCCGCAUCACGGCGGGCUCUGGGAGGCUGCCAUUAAAUCCGCCAAACACCAUCUAGUUCGCUGUGUUAGUGCUCAGACGAUGUGGUACAGCCAGAUGCAGACUUUGGCGACAUUAGUUGAAGCGUGUCUAAAUUCGCGUCCACUUCAUGGCGAUCCUGAGGACAAGCUCGCCCUUACACCUGGCGAUUUCCUAGUUGGCUCCCUGCUUUUAGCCGUACCAGGACCUGAUAUCAGCCAAGCUCCUGCAAUCGCCUGA